AUGCAGGUUUUAGGAAGUACUCAUGAGCACAGAUCUUCCUACCAGUCAUGGCAGCAAGUGUCUCAAACAAGUCAUGUGCAGCAAGUGUCUCAAACAACAAGUCAUGUGCAGCAUAAUAACGAGGAGUACCAGUCCUAUGAAGCAACUUCUUGUUCAUACUCAACAGCUGCCCAUGCUGCUCACAUUGCUAACAAAAGCCUGGUCGAAGCAUCGACUGCUCCCCAGGAUGGUGAUGACUCUGAAGAUGAACAACUCCAAAUUGAUGAACAAAGUUCGGCCGAAAAUUGCGGUGGCGAUGCAAGGUUGGAUCCACUGGCCGAAGCUCCGCCUGCCGCAAAUGACGCGCCAAUACCUACUAACACAGGACAGCCCAGUGCUGUUGACUCCAUCAUCCAGUCUGAUGUGCUGCAGAAAUUGGUUAUGGAAUCGGUUAAAAAGUUUUUAUCUGAAUCACAAUUGCUUGCUAGUAUUGAGCCAUCAGUUCUGGCGAGUCAGAUAGACACUUCAGCUAUUGUUAGUUCACUAUCUUCUCAACAGAGCGCCAAUGCGAGUUCCCAAAAUACUGCAAGUAAGGAAAAAAAACGUCGUCUUUAUUUAAGACCUCCCGGCAUUCCAGACUACAAACCUACUCCCAUCAGAGAGCUACAGAAGAGAAAGUCGGUCGAGGGAUCCAGUGACAGGUCUCGCGUAAAUGUAAGUCAAGCUGACCAUGAGAGUGACACCACUGACUUCUCGUCACCUGAGGAAGAUGGCCAAGAUUUGCCUGCGAAUUUAGAUUCUGAAGCUGUCACUGCAGAAGGAGCUUCAUCUUCUCUGAAGGACGACGAGCCUGGAAAGAUAAACGACUUACCGUGUGGUAAUGAUGCUGAAUUGGAGGCUGAUCGAAUACAGAACGAAGCAGACAAGAAGUCCGAGACCUCAACACGAGUUUCUUCACACGUGUUGGUACCAGUUCAAGUGACACGUAAGACGUGGAAGCCGAGCUCACUGAAAGCUACCAAGCCUAACACAAUAUCUGGUGUGUUGGAGACCACUAAAACUCUCAACUCUUCAGAAGGCAAACUUCCAACGGUUGAUGAUUUAUCUAAACCACCGGCAGUGGUUCCCCCUACUGCUCAAACUUCAACGCAGUUGAUGCCAGAUGAUUCUUCUAGUCACACAAAUGAUGUGCCGCCGUCAGCUCAACCCGCAAAGCAAGUUGACAACGACGAAGAAAUUAACUCUCUUACCUCCACUGCUGCUGCAACCGACGCCAUCGUAAAGCCUGGAAACGUAGGAACAUCUACGUCUGGAUCCAGAGAUAUUGAUUCGCCGACUUCCAAGCAGUGUGACGACAUAGAUGAAAUGGAAGAGACCGCUAGUCAACCGCGUCCUGACAAAUGUUCCAGCGAAAAGGCCAGAGAUUCGUUGGACGAUGCGGAAUCCGACUUCGAAAGCGAGUACUCAGCACAGACUAGAAGUUCUUCAGGAGAUCGGUCAUCGUCUCGAGAAAGGAGAAGACGUCGUAGGAAACGGAAGCGUGAGAAGAAAGCGAAGCAUAAACGCAGCAAAUCAAGAAAAAAACUACGAAGGCAUAGUUUUUCCGAUGAUUCCGACUUGGAAAAAGAUACCUCCGGAAACGAGAUUGAUAAUGAAUUAAACUCGGAUGAAGAAAAUGCCGAGAGUUCAGCUGUGAAGAGAGAGAUUGCUUCUGAAGAGGAUGACGGUGACUCAUCAGAAGUGCCUCUUUCAAAAAAGAGAAGACGCCUGGACGAAAGCGAUACAUCAGGAUCAAAGAAGCCCAAAUCUAAGACUAAGAAGAGGAAGCGUUCAAAGCACCGCAAGAAGAGCAAGAGACAUAGGAGGCGCAGGUAUCGCAGUUCAUCGGACAGUGACAGCGAUUGGGGGAGCAGCAGCUCCAGCAGCCGGAGAAGCCGCAAGCGGAGAAGACGCGACAUUGACUUGAGCUUUAUAAAGCCGGACCCGGAGGACGUAAUCGAUCUAACGGUGAUCAAAGAUGAGUCUGACAGCAGUGACUCGCCUUGUGUUAAGACAGCGGCUGAUCUUACUAAUCCUGAAGGUUUAAACGAAGAUAAAAAGCAACCUAUCGUCACUGAAUCAGUUGUAAAUGCGACAGAUAAAGACAGCGAAACCAAGGAAAGCGUUUUUUCAUCUCAGCCGGAGCUGAAACAUCGGACGGCUUCAGCCGACAGCUCCAACACGAUUCCCUUCGAGGACCAAAUCUCCUCCCCUGGAUCAGGACCUCCGGAACCCCCUUCGGGGGGCUCCCCGUGCCCUCAGGAGCCAGAAGAACCAUCCCCCAACACCAACACCACUGAGAUCCCCCCACUCAAAAAAACCGCCGCUCUUUUUUCAUCAAAAACCAAAACAUUGAAGGAAAUAUCAAUAUUUGACUCUCUUCUCGAUGGCGGGGCUUCAAGUCGAAUCAAAACCGUGAAAAAGAAGUGUGUCGAGGAGCUAUCUUCCAGUAGCGCGACUCCCAGCGCCGCGGAGGAAGAAGAAAGACUCAAGAAAUUCACUAAGACUUUCACGUCUCGCAGUUCCACAACGUCUACACGUCACUCCAGCAAGGAGGUCGAGUCGUCAUCCACCAGCACACACGUCAGUAAAUCUUUAGUCACUUCUAGUUCGCCCUCGUCUUCCAUUGGUCGUAAGAGCUCUUCCAGCUCCAAGUCUAACUCUAGAAAUACUUUGGAUGGAGAUAAGAUUCCCAAUAAAUCGAAAUCAGAAGAUCCAUCUUCAAAAUCCUCGUCGUCUAGCAACAGAAGCAAAAAUUAUAAAAGCCAUUCAGAAAGUUCUAGUAAAAGUUCUAAAGAUAGACAUGACAGAAGCAGCAGCAGAAGUAGUGUCCACAAAUCUUCAAGCCACAGCAGCUCCAGAAAGCAUUCCUCAUCAUCGAGUUCUCGUCGUCAGUCUGCUGACCCAACAAAAAAGGAUACAAGCCACAAAGACACUGGCCACAAAGACGCACCACACAAAGACACUCGGCAAAAAGACUCACGCUCUUCUCGUAAAGAAAAAGACUUGAAAAAUAACGCGAGUUUCGAACCCGCGCCUAAGGCCUGUGCUUCGUCCCAGGAGAGCGAAGGCGUUUCUGACAGAGACAUCUUCAAUUUCAACAACGGUCCGUCCCACACGUCCCAGAGCAGCGAUGACGAGGCUUCCGCCGAGGGCAGAGACGCUCUUUCGCCGCUGCCUGAUCUCUCCGCACUGGACUCCAUCCCUGACGAGGACUGGGACAAACUCAUGUCUUUGGACGACGGAGACGCUGCAGAGGACGAGUGCCUGCAGCUCUACAACGACUUCACCCCACCCGCCCCCCGCCCCCCUGCGCCCCCCAAGAAGGUCGAGGCAGAGGAGGCCGGGGUGUGCGGCGUGCAGCGCGUGGCGCGUCCUGGCGCUGUGGGCAACCUCCUGGGCCGCCCUCGUCCCGCCACCGCUCGCUUAUCCCCCCACCAGGUGAUGAUGCAGCGCUACGCGAAGCUGAAGCAGGAGCAGGCGGCGCUGAAGCAGCAGCUGGAGGAGCACAAGCAGCACCUCAGCACUCAGCACCACGCCCGCGUCAGUGCCAGCAGCAGCUCAGGUGCUGACAGCGCUGCCAAGACAGCUGCUGACGCAGCCUUACCUCUUGGUGAGAUCCUGACGUCAGACACCCACGGGGAAUGA
Messenger RNA from Hyalella azteca, 3666 nucleotides. Its product is annotated as dentin sialophosphoprotein. The record is from RefSeq and is a predicted model, not a curated record. The transcript has 8 exons. NCBI's taxonomy places the organism in Eukaryota, Metazoa, Arthropoda, Malacostraca, Amphipoda, Hyalellidae. Bases 1 to 3666 code for a protein of 1221 amino acids.